Messenger RNA from Sinocyclocheilus anshuiensis, 3447 nucleotides. Its product is annotated as thrombospondin-3a-like. Gene Ontology annotation, molecular function: calcium ion binding; heparin binding. The record is from RefSeq and is a predicted model, not a curated record. Lineage: Eukaryota; Metazoa; Chordata; Actinopteri; Cypriniformes; Cyprinidae. Gene Ontology annotation, cellular component: extracellular region. The transcript is spliced from 24 exons. Bases 1 to 3003 code for a protein of 1000 amino acids. Gene Ontology annotation, biological process: cell adhesion.
AUGAGCGCGAUUAAUGUGUUGUAUGAUGAUGAGGAGGGUGGAUUCAGCUCUCUCUCCGAGAUUAAUGUGUUGUAUGAUGAUGAGGAGGGUGGAUUCAGCUCUCUCUCCGAGAUUAAUGUGUUGUAUGAUGAUGAGGAGGGUGGAUUCUGCACAGCGCAGGUUUGUUCCAGUGGAAAUAUUUCAUGUUUCAAUGCAUCGCCGACGAAUCUGUUCUGGAUAUUUUCUUUAUCACUUCUGCGUGUAUUAUUUGUAAACAUGAAAGUUUGGGUCAGUCUCUUCGUGUUUACGUUCGUCUGGUUCGCAGAGUGCGCACAGAAACAAGACGUACCGGUGAUAGACGUGUUGAGUUUGGAGGAUGUGAAGCAGACCGUGGCUGCGGUGGAGAAGAUCUCUUUAGCUCUGAAGACUCUCAGUGAUGUGUAUGUGAUGUCUUCCUUCCGUCUGCCUCCUAAACUGGGUGGAGUCCUGCUGGGUCUCUACAACAAGCAGGAUAACAAGAAAUACCUGGAGGUUGCCAUCAUGAGCAAGAUUAACAAAAUUCUGGUCCGGUAUGUUCGUGAAGAUGGGAAGCUGCACACAGUCAAUCUGCAGAGCCCAAAUCUAGCAGACGGACAGUCUCAGUCUGUUAUACUCCGUGUCGGUGGCUUGCGCAGAGAGUACCUGAGCCUUGAACUCUAUGUGAACUGUCGUCUGGCUGACUCUGCCCAGCGGCUGCCCCUAUUAGUCUCUCUGCCCAGAGAUGCAGAGCUGGUGGAGAUUCGUAAUGGCCACAAGGCAUACACUCGGAUGCAGGGUUCAGUGGAGUAUCUUAAAGUGGCUCUAGGGGGCACUGUUGCCCAGGCUGGGGCUCUUACAGACUGCCCCUUUCAGGGAGACGCCUCUUCAUAUAACAUAGUGAACGGUGAGGUUAAUUCUAUUCUAGGUGACCACACGAAAGCUCUGAUUGGGCAGUUGAUCAUCUUUAAUCAGAUCUUGGGAGAGCUGAGAGAGGACAUCAGAGAACAGGUGAAAGAAAUGUCUCUCAUCAGGAAUGCUAUUCUGGAGUGCCAGAUGUGUGGAUUUCAUGAGCCGCGUUCACGCUGUCAGCCCAACCCCUGCUUUAAGGGCGUGGCCUGCAUGGAGACGUUUGAUUUCCCAGGGUACCGCUGUGGCCCCUGUCCAGAGGGCAUGACAGGGAACGGCACACACUGUCAGGAUAUAGAUGAGUGUGCAGAGGCUCAGCCGUGUUACACACCAGGCACAUGUGUCAACACAGCAAAAGGGUUUACCUGUGAGCCCUGCCCACCCGGACUGUGGGGUCCUCCUCUCUCUGGAUUCGGUGUGGAAUAUGCUAAGAGUCAACGUCAGGAAUGCUCUGAUAUUGAUGAAUGUCUUGAUUUGGCCAACGCCUGCACACCCAACUCCAUCUGCAUCAACACCAUUGGAUCAUAUCGAUGCGGUCAGUGCAAGUUUGGAUAUGUUGGGAAUCAGACAACUGGAUGUUUCCCUCGGAAAUCGUGCGCUAUGCUCAGUUUCAACCCCUGUGACACUAACGCUCACUGCGUCAUUCAGCGGAACGGCGACGUCACAUGCGUUUGUAAUGUCGGAUGGGCCGGUAAUGGUCACACCUGUGGGAAGGACACGGAUAUUGAUGGUUAUCCGGAUCGCUCCUUGCCCUGCAUGGACAAUGACAAGCACUGCAAACAGGACAACUGCAUCUUCACGCCCAACUCCGGUCAGGAAGAUGCAGAUAAUGAUGGGAUUGGAGACCAGUGUGAUGAGGAUGCAGAUGGAGACGGAAUAAAAAAUGUAGAGGAUAACUGUCGGUUGGUUUCCAAUAAAGAUCAGCAGAACUCUGACACUGAUUCAUUUGGUGAUGCAUGUGAUAACUGUCCCACCGUUCCCAACAUUGACCAGAAAGACACUGACAAUAACGGAGAGGGAGAUGCAUGCGAUGAUGACAUCGAUGGAGAUGGAAUCCAGAACGUGCUGGAUAACUGUCCCAAAGUGCCAAACCCAAUGCAGACAGACCGAGACAGAGACGGAGUGGGUGAUGCAUGUGACAGCUGUCCUGAGAUCAGCAACCCCAUGCAGACAGAUGUAGACAAUGACUUAGUCGGGGAUGUCUGCGACACCAAUCAAGACACGGAUGGAGACGGACACCAGGACACUCGAGAUAACUGUCCCGACAUUCCAAACAGCUCUCAGCUCGACUCGGACAAUGACGGCAUUGGAGAUGACUGUGAUGAUGACGACGAUAAUGACGGGGUCCCAGACAAUCACGCCAUCAACGGCAUCGGACCCGAUAACUGCAGACUCAUUUCCAACCCCAACCAGAAAGACUCAGACAGUAACGGAGUCGGUGACGUAUGUGAGAAUGACCUGCUGCUCUCAUUGACACAGGGUAUGGAGAUUGUUCAAACCAUGAACAGUGACCCGGGCUUGGCAGUGGGUUACACAGCGUUUAACGGUGUGGACUUCGAGGGAACAUUUCACGUUAACACCGUGACUGACGACGACUACGCCGGCUUCAUCUUUGGCUAUCAGGAUUCAUCUAGUUUCUAUGUGGUGAUGUGGAAGCAGACCGAACAGACAUACUGGCAGUCGAUACCCUUCAGGGCCAUGGCUGAACCAGGCCUGCAGCUCAAGGCGGUGAAGUCUCGUACUGGCCCCAGUGAGUUUCUUCGUAAUGCUCUGUGGCACACGGGGGAUACGGAUGGAGAGGUGAAACUGCUCUGGAAAGACCCACGAAAUGUCGGCUGGCAAGAUAAAACCUCGUACCGGUGGCAGCUCAGCCAUCGGCCACAGGUCGGCUACAUCAGGGUGAAGCUGUAUGAAGGCACAAAGAUGGUGGCUGACUCCAAUGUUGUGAUUGACACCACUAUGAGAGGGGGACGCCUGGGCGUGUUCUGCUUCUCUCAAGAGAACAUCAUUUGGUCCAAUCUGCGCUACCGCUGUAACGAUACUGUUCCAGAGGACUUCAGUACACACCGUAAACAGGUUCUAAUGCACAUAAAGGUGUGAGGGGAGUGAGACGCCCUCUGUCUCUCUCUAGACCCUCUGAAACCCAGUGUGGCGCCACUGAACUCCUGUGUCGAGGGGCCAAACAACCAGGACAGAUGAGAGAUUUAUCCAGCGUCUGUGUCACUCCGGAUGAGGAGACUGAAUGAAAGGAGAGAAAAGACUUUUAUUUGACAUUUUGCGUGUUUAUUUGUCAUCGCGGGGCCGUAUAAUGUGUGAGUAUGAGUGUAUGUUUGAGAGUCCUGUAGCGUGUGUUUACAUGAACAAAUGUCUUGAAAUAAAGGGAUUUGAUGUAUUUUCUAGAACACAACAAAUACCCAACAGUACCAUGGUUCUAUAAUCAUUAUUAAUACAUGACAAAAACAGAAAUCAAUUCUAAAAAUACCAAAAUUGACAGUUUAAUAUGUCAACCCCAGAAUUCUCCUGUUCUGUAUGCCAUUAAUGAUG